Messenger RNA from Cyphomyrmex costatus, 800 nucleotides. Its product is annotated as putative nuclease HARBI1. The coding region runs from base 162 to 800 and encodes 212 amino acids. The transcript has a single exon. Lineage: Eukaryota; Metazoa; Arthropoda; Insecta; Hymenoptera; Formicidae. The record is from RefSeq and is a predicted model, not a curated record.
UAUUGCUACAAAAUUCGGUGUAGGGAGGGCUACGGCUUUUCGAGCAUUACGGCGAGUGACUUAUGCUCUUCAUUAUGUGGCACCUCGUUUUAUUAGAUGGCCGAGAAACUAAGUUGCUUUAGAUGUGAUGGAGCGAUUCCAACGAUCAUGUGGCUUUCCUAAUGUUAUUGGCGCCAUUGGAUGGAACGCAUAUUAAAAUCCGAGCUCCCACUGAAGAUGCAGACUCCUACAUAAAUAGAAAAGGCUUUCAUUCCAUGAAUGUUCAAAUGAUUUGUGAUUCUCGAGGAUUAUUUACGCAUUGCUACGCUGGGCAGGUGGGAUCUGUGCAUGAUGCCAGAGUAUUUCGGAACUCGCCGGUAGCUCGAUUUCUUGAGUUACCCGAACAGUAUUUUCCAGAAGAUUCUCACAUCAUUGGAGAUGCUGUCUAUAAUAUUCACCCAAACAUUAUGGUGCCAUUCAGAAGAAAUAACGGGCAUCUAACCCGGCGACAAACAAAUUUCAAUUUUUGUUUGUCAUCAACACGAAUGGCUAUAGAAAGAGUGAUAGGGCAACUCAAAAUUCGUUUUAGAAUAUUACUUGAUUACUUGCCAUUAACGGAUAUCAAGAAAAUCCCAGAAUUUAUAGUUGCGUGUUGCGUAUUACAUAAUAUUUGUUUACUGCAAAAUGACGAAAUGGUUAUAGGCUUAGUACAACAUGACGAUGAAGCAAACAUUGUAUUAGAUAAUGCGGAUAAUGCAGGUAAUGCAGGGAAAGAAAAAAGAAAUAGAAUUAUGAAUGCUUUGGAAAUGAAAAUACAAUGA